UUUCCAGAGAUAAAAUAGGUCCGUGUGGACGGAGAGGAUUUCAUCACAAGUGACCAGGGAUCUUGACAGUCACACAGCGGAGAGUAACCAUGCCGAGGUCAUUUUUGGUGAAGAGUAAACGGGCACAUAGCUACCACCAACCCCGAUACCUGGAUGAUGACUACAUUAGAAUGGAUACUAUCUUAGCCUAUAUAUGCGCAGGUAUGUCUAUCUGAUGUGAUGCUGCUCUCAAUAUAUAUAAGGCCUAGGCCUAGACUUAAUUGUAAUACAUUACGCACGUCACACACAAGUUUGUUUGGAUAUGGACACGAUUCGAAAUUCUCUAAAUUCUCGUUGAAUAUUUUAUCUUUACCUUUAAAAUUCACAAAUACAAUAUCAAACUGUGACGUAUAUUAUGAGCUUGAAUUAAGUGCUAGUCUUUGCUCUCUUUUUCUAUGGCUAUAGAAAGCAAACUGCAGGUUGAGUUUGAGGGGAACUGUGACACGCAGGAUGCUCCUAACCACGGCAAGCUGUCCCCCGAAUCCCGUCUGGUGCACACGGCUGACCUCUCCUCCAUAUACCCGCUGAGCUGUGAGGGCAGCGUGUGCGACCGCUUCUCGGACUAUGACGACUACUGGCGCCCUCCGUCACCUUCUGCAUCACCAGGUUUGUGUUUAUAGUGUGUUGUGAUGUCCAUCUUGGUCAUCAUUACGCAUAUGCGCACUGCAUCUCCAACCAUGGUUAUUUGAGGCUGUCCCUCUGCUUUUCAUAUUUUAGCACUUGUUAUCCUCCAAUAUAGGCUACCAGAAUAUUAAAGGGUGUAUUAUUUAAUAACUAUUUGCUAUUUUUGUAAACAGUAUUUGGAAACGUGACGACUCAUGGUCCGAAUGUUUUCCAGAUUCGGAACAAUGUUUCACUCCGUCAGCAGACGAUGCUCACCCUUUCGCCAUUCCAUUCCACCCUUACCCAUGGACUACCUACUCUGGCUCCGAGCUCAGGCACCUUGUGCAGCGAACGUAUCAACACAAUCUCCCCACAACUCUGGAGCCUGACACACAGAUGGGCCUCUAUGGAUCCGAGGAUGGUGCCACCAACUCUCCAAUUUACGCACAGCGGGGCCCGCACACUGGAUUUUACAGGGACUUUGGGUCUACGGUGUUCCCUACCUAUAGAAUGCGGGAUGGCGACCAGUUAUAUUCGGACCUCAAGCUGAAGACCAAGGCCUCUGAAAUCAAGUCUAAAUCCGAUCUCAUCUGUUCCCGUCUAGAACCAAGCGGAUCGUACAAGUGCAUCAAGUGUUGCAAGGUGGGCCUAGCCACACUCCUUUACCACAACGUAUGGCAACGAUAAACAAUUGUUCGGUUUCAAUUAGGUGAUUUUCACUUAUUAACACAUAAUAAUAUCUCUUUCAUCCUCUCUAAAAGGUAUUCUCGACGCCGCACGGGUUAGAGGUUCACGUUCGUCGGUCGCACAGCGGAACUCGACCCUUUGCCUGUGGAUUGUGUGGGAAAACGUUUGGGCACGCAGUGAGCCUCGAACAACACAAGGGCGUUCACUCCCAGGUAAGGCCCAAAUGCCCAAGUCACUUAAUAUUUGGACCUUUAGGCCUACUUUCUCCUAUGCCUGUUGGCAAUCAAUCCCAUGUGUAAUGCAUGCUUAAAUGACAAAGGAAACUGAUUAAAUAAAAAGGUGCAGACGGCCACAUGUCACAUGCACUCACAUCUUACCUGGUUCACAGGAAAGGAGCUUCAACUGUAAAAUCUGUGACAAAAGCUUCAAGCGCUCGUCCACGCUGUCCACGCACUUGCUCAUCCACUCGGACACGCGGCCCUACCCUUGUCAGUACUGCGGGAAGAGAUUCCAUCAGAAGUCCGACAUGAAGAAACACACCUUUAUCCAUACAGGUGAGCGAUCACGCACGAACCACAAAAGAUAAGUUAAUGAUUUUAAAAGAUUAUAAAAUACUUUGCAAACACCUGUUAUUUAAGAGUGUCAACCAAACAAAAAGUAAAUUUUCCCACUGGGCACACACUGGUUGAAUCAACGUUGUUUCCAUUUCAAUGAAAUUACGUUGAACCAACGUGGAAUAGACGUUGAAUUGACGUCGGUGGCGAGUGGGUAAGCAUAUUACGCUCCUAAGAGUCAGACAAUUAGGCACGAGAACAAUCACAGCAGAUAUGGAGAGCUCAAAAGGACACUUUUAAUUACGCACAAGAACAAUUACAGUACUUGAAUAUGGAGAGCUCAAAUGGACACUUUCAUAAUGCAACUUGUUUACAUUAUCAGGUGAAAAGCCGCACAAGUGC
Messenger RNA from Coregonus sp. 'balchen', 2285 nucleotides. NCBI's taxonomy places the organism in Eukaryota, Metazoa, Chordata, Actinopteri, Salmoniformes, Salmonidae. The record is from the annotation of a GenBank genome assembly.